AUGGAUGACUUGGUGCUUGUGAGCGACAUGUCUCAAUUUAAGAAUGUGUACACAUUCAUCAACACUUUCGACGACAUGGCACUGCGGCGGCACCUGUCGUGGUUGUUCGUACAGGCGUACGGGUCAGUGGCAAAUCCAAAGGCCGUUGUGCUCGUCAUUCAGGGCAGUGAGAACCAUGCCAAACAAGAGCGCCCGCGCUUCUGUGCUGCUCAAGCAGAGUCAAGCUACAGGCUCCUCGCAGCUGCCAUGGCCUCCGUAGGCCUCUUCUCCGAGGAAGAGCGGCGCCGCAUCAGCGAUCAUCUGACAAGCAUCGUAAAGAAGUUGGUUCGGUAUCGCAUUACAAAUCAGCUGGACAAAGGCAUCAACCCUUGUGACGACUUUGGCGCUCAUGUCUGUGGACGCUGGAUGCCGCGCAAGGAGCGCAGCUUAUCACGUUCAGAGAUGUCUGAUAUGUAUCUGUCAUGGCUCUACGGGCUUCCGGAAAGGCUGAACAAAGGUUUUAGGCAAUUUCGCGUAGUAAAAAAAGUGGCCGUCAUGUAUAACAUGUGCAUGAGGCAGGAGGGGUCACAGAUCGACAUGUUCAAAGAGUUCAUGCGCGCACGAGGUAUCAUCUGGCCGGAAAAACAAGACGAACCAGUUCCUCUUGUGAAGGCACUCUCUGACCUUGCAUUCAACUGGAACGUGAAUCUCUGGUUCAGCGUGAAGCUACUUCCAUCUAUCUCGAAAGAAAAACCAAGGCAUAUAUUCCUUGCCCCGAACGAGCUUAUGCUGCUGUGGAAGGCCACAUUCAGUCAGAUGUCGAAGGAAAACUUUCAGAUAGUCUACUCUGAACUUUUCAAGAUUUUUUCUAACGGCACGAGCAGCCAACCCAACCCGAAAAUCGUGUCAGCGACAUACACCAUGCUUGACAUGGUAUUCAAUGCCUUCGUACCGCUGUGUCCUUGCGAAGCACGGAUUCCAGGAUUGUUCCCCUUGCGUGCCAUAGACUCGAACUCUCGCAUUCCCAUAGGCUCGCACCUGAUGGAAACGUUGAAUAAUGCGACGGGAAUAGAACCUCCGGUCACAAUGGAUGACUUGGUGCUUGUGAGCGACAUGUCUCAAUUUAAGAAUGUGUACACAUUCAUCAACACUUUCGACGACAUGGCACUGCGGCGGCACCUGUCGUGGUUGUUCGUACAGGCGUACGGGUCAGUGGCAAAUCCAAAGGCCGUGGUGCUCGUCAUUCAGGGCAGUGAGAACCAUGCCAAACAAGAGCGCCCGCGCUUCUGUGCUGCUCAAGCAGAGUCAAGCUACAGGCUCCUCGCAGCUGCCAUGGCCUCCGUAGGCCUCUUCUCCGAGGAAGAGCGGCGCCGCAUCAGCGAUCAUCUGACAAGCAUCGUAAAGGAGGCCGUGGAAAAAACGUGGGCCAUCUCAUGGCUCGACAACGAAACCAAGCAAGUUGCCGUGGAAAAGUUUAGGAACGUGCGCACGGUGUUGUGGCCUUCGAACCAGUUCCUCAAGGCGGAGGCACUCCGCAAAGUGUACGCAAACUUCACCGAUAACGCAAAGUCGUUCACCGAGUACUGGAUCGAGACGCGUCGCAGCCAGCGCCUUAUGUUCGGCUCCGAGGCGGCUGAAGAGGAGCUGCUGCUGGGCGACAGCACUCAGCUGCCAUACGCGGAAUUCGAACACGUGCUCAACCGGUUGUCUCUCUCCCUCGGAGCACUGGCAUCUCCUCUCUACUACAAGAACGGCACCAAUGCCAUGUUGCAUGGCGGCCUGCUGUACUUCUACGCUCGAGCACUUAUCGCUGCCAUCGACAGCGAGGGAGUUAAGAUCGACCCGCAAGGCAAGCUUGUGUCGUCCUGGUUGAGCCAAAGCGUCCAGGACACUUUCGUGCAGCGAACGCUGAGCUGCCUACCCGGAAACGCCAGCAUCUUUCCCGAAGUUCCGGCAAUGGAGGUGGCGUAUGCAGCAUUCAAUCGACAUCACCAAGAGCAUAAUAUCCGGCUGUCCGAGGAUCUGACCGAGGAGAAGGUGUUUUUUAUAACCGCCUGCCUCGCCACUUGUGCUACGACGCCUGCCGACAAUCUCUAUGGUGGUGACUGCAACAAGGCUGUGAUGAACUUCGCGCCGUUCGCCAAAGCCUUCAAUUGCCCCGCCGGAUCCAAGAUGAAUCCUGCGUCAAAGUGCACUUUUUACGAUUGA
This is a messenger RNA of Dermacentor silvarum, 2187 nucleotides long. RefSeq names its product endothelin-converting enzyme 1. Gene Ontology annotation, cellular component: plasma membrane. The transcript has 6 exons. The coding region runs from base 1 to 2187 and encodes 728 amino acids. The record is from RefSeq and is a predicted model, not a curated record. Gene Ontology annotation, molecular function: metalloendopeptidase activity. Gene Ontology annotation, biological process: protein processing. NCBI's taxonomy places the organism in Eukaryota, Metazoa, Arthropoda, Arachnida, Ixodida, Ixodidae.